Morchella importuna is the source of this 426-nucleotide messenger RNA. RefSeq lists its product as uncharacterized. The record is from RefSeq and is a predicted model, not a curated record. Lineage: Eukaryota; Fungi; Ascomycota; Pezizomycetes; Pezizales; Morchellaceae. Bases 1 to 426 code for a protein of 141 amino acids. The transcript has a single exon.
AUGACUAGUACCGGAGGCCCUAGUACUAGCACCAGUGGGUUGAAAUCUGGGACAGGCUCCGGAUCUACCUCUGCGAGGAGCGGAAAUGCUGAAAACAUGGACAUCGAUACCCCCUCCAGGAGAGAUCUUCUUGCUCCCUUGGCCCCUCUCUACGAAACUGCAAGGAAAUAUCGAGCGGCCACCAUGCCCACACUUGGUGGCAAACGGACCGUUGCUGCUGAAAUGAAGGGUCUUCAGGAGGACCUUGAAUAUACUACCAAGUUCAAUCAGAAGUACCUUGAAAUGAUCGUGAAGUUAAGGAGAGAAAAUAUCGAACUGGAAGUCGACCUCGCACUCUGUAAGGAGGACUUGGAUGCUUGCAGGAAGGAAAUUAGAACCCUCAAGGCUCAGACUGAUUGGAUGGAGGGCUUGUUCAAGAAGCCGUGA